CUGCGUUACAAGUUGAAGUCGCGUUCCAAGAUUGGCAAACAUAUUGAGCCUCGGAAGCUAGGGUUCUUCACCGCGUUUCAACCUUCUUCAUUCACAGCCCUACCAAUUGGAAUGGGAUUGUGACUUCAUAUCCGUGCUAGGAGUUGACAUUUUGAAAUUCCAACUGUGGGAGCAAUAGUAUACAUUGUGACCCGUCAUGGAGAUACAGACUUGUGGUAGGCCAAUUGAUUCUUUGCUAGAGAAAGUCCUUUGUAUGAAUAUUCUGUCUUCUGAUUACUUCAAGGAGCUCUAUCGUUUAAAAACAUAUCACGAAGUUAUUGAUGAGAUCUACAAUCAAGUCGAUCAUGUGGAACCGUGGAUGACGGGCAAUUGUCGUGGCCCUUCGACUGCUUUCUGUCUGCUUUACAAGUUCUUUACUAUGAAGCUCACCGUCAAACAAAUGCAUGGGCUGUUAAAACACCCGGAUUCUCCUUACAUAAGAGCGAUUGGAUUUCUCUAUCUGAGAUAUGUGGCUGAUUCGAAGACUCUAUGGAACUGGUUUGAGCCUUAUGUGAAAGAUGACGAGGAAUUUUCUCCUGGAUCUAAUGGUCGAAUGACUACAAUGGGUGUAUAUGUCCGUGAUUUGCUCCUUGGACAGACAAUGAAAUGCAUUUACUUGAUAAUUGGCAAAUUAUGACACUUUGAUUUAAAGAUUUUAAAAUGUAUGCCACACAAUGGCAAGGGAAAAAAAUGACUCAAGUAUUGACUAUUUAAACUGAGAAUUCUCUCUUCAGAGCUCUCCUACCAGAAUCCAGAUGCAUCACAAGAUUGCAAUGCAGAUAUGUUCCUCAUCGUCCCAUAAUUUGGAGUAACAGUAUGAGGUGCUUUCAGUAUCUUUGGACAUAAAACUUCUAUACCUACCAGUAAUUGCUGAUAAGAACUAGUUCAAAAGAAUCUUCCUUUUUUUCUCUUUCAUUUCUUUUUGAUUGCAUGCUCAUGAAGGUUGUUUUCUCAUUUCUAAAGCCUUACAAUGAGGCUUCCAGCAAAAAAAAAUUGAGUAUUUUUCAUGUAGUUGCUUUAGUGUAGAAUGGUAACCUCUAGACAUGCAUGUUAUCAAUUUAGAAUUUCAGAUUAGUUUGUUCUAUUUAUCUUCGAGUCUUUUAGUGUUAUCCCUUUUAACGCGUAAUUUCUUUGAAGCCACGGAGAAGGAUUUAUUCAGAUAAUUUUUUUCCUAUUUGACACCGUGUCUUCAAUCGUUGUAACCUAAUUCUUAAUACUUGGUACUCACCUGCCAUCCUUAAAAAGUGAAACUUCGGAGAUUCAGUGUCAAGAAUCAUCAAGUUUUGAUUCUAUUAUGAUUUGCUGAUAUCUUUCUUGUUCUGAGGUGCAAAUGAGAUUUUGUCUUAGAGUUUCUGUGUAAGGGCUUGUUGGAUCACAAACUUGUUUUAUUUCUUAUUGUCAUUUUCAUUUUGAUUUUCUGCUGAUGAAUUUCUAUAUGAUGUAAAUUUAAUAUUUACUUGAAUUAUAUGACAUCCAACGUUCAAGCUUGACCGAAACUCACAUAAACAUUCUCUCAAACAGGGGCUUGAACCUCAUUUUUUUUCUUUGGGUAGACUGAAUGUAGUGAUUUGAUGAUUUCUUGUGUCAAUUAGCUAUGCUGCUAGAAAUGUUAUUGGUAACGAUAAAAAAUUAUCCGUUUUUUUGCUUUUCUGAUUGCAAGGGUGUAUUGUAAUGCUUAUUAUUCACUUUUUUAAUACGUGGCAUUGUAAAUUGUGAAGCAGUACCUAGGAUUUAUUAAAGAUAGAUACAGGUGCUUAUGAUGGCUUUUGUUGAGGGGAAUGUAAAUGUACAAAACCCUUUUUACCCGAAUGACUGAGUUUUCUAGGGUGGGGAGUUACUAGACCUCCCGUGCACCAGAAAUUUGAUGUCUUAUAAGGUAUCUCAAGGAUUGAAAUUUGAAUGAUUGGUUCAAACUUAUGGAUACUUUUGGUUCAAAUGAAGAAGGAACAAGUACAAGAACUGAAAUAUCUGAUUAAUUUUAAUGCAUGGAUGGAUUCUGGAGAGAAGCACAUAAACAUACAAAAUAAUCUUGUUCUUCCUAUUCUUUUGUUUUUUUUUUUUUCAUGAAUAGCUAGUAUUUAUAUCAAUGUUUGCUGCUUCUUUGGUUAAGAGUUUAUUAUCACUUCAUGGUGGUUGUCAUUUUUGUUAGUGUAUUUAUUGAUGUAAUAUGAUUUUGGGAAUGUUGUGCAUGCGGCACAAUAUGUCUUAGUCGACAGACUUAAAUAUUGCAGUUCCUAAAUUUUAUUUUACCCCUUUGAUUCCAGAUUAUUUAACUAUAAAUUAAGUGAGUUUCUUCUGCUGUUGCAGUAUUACUUCGACACAUUGUUUCCUCGCAUUCCUGUUCCUGUAAUUCGACAGGUUGUCACUAAUCUUGAAAAGUUGAAGCUCCCCUCUACACAUUCUGGUUCAACAGGGGAAUCCACUCGUCACGGUUCUGAUGAUACUGCCCGUAGGCCACCUUCUGUUAAAGCUGCUCUUUCAGUCUCUUUUGGUCAAAGGGCUCCACAUCGUGCCUCCACAAGGGAUUCUUCACCUAUUCGCCGUACAUUACCUGGUCCUCAUGAAAGAAAUGGCAGUGAUGACAUAAGAAGAUCUCCAAGUAGUCGCCGUAGCCAGAGCCGUGAAUAUCCUGACAGGGAUAGAGACCGCGAUCGUUCACGGUCCAGGGACAGGGACAGGGAUCGAGACAGAUCACGGUCCAGGGACAGGGAUAGGGAUCGAGACCGUGCUAGGGACAGAGAUAGGGAGCGUGAUAGAGACAGAUAUCGUGACCGAGAUCGGAACAAGGACCGGGACCGUGAAAGAUACAGGGAUCGUGACCUGGAUAGGGAUCAGGAGAGGGAUAGAAUCAGGAGGGAUAAGGAGCGGGAAAGAGAGAGAGAGCGGAGUUAUGAUUAUGACAGGAGGUCUAAGUACACAGAGAGAGGAGGCAGCCGGGAUUAUGACAAUGGUAGUAGGCACUAUCGGAGUAGGAGCAGGAGUCGGAGUAGAAGUAGGAGCAGGAGCAGAAGUCGAAGCCUGCAAGCUGGUACUGCACGGAUUGAAUCCCGUUCAAGUCCACAGAGAGAUGGAAGUAAGAAAACUUCUGCAUCCAGUAAUCUAGCUAAACUUAAAGAUAUGUAUGGUGAUUUAGGGGAUAAUAAAGGAGAUGCCAACAUGGAAAGAAUUCCUAAAAGGGAUAGUGGAAGCGAAGAGGUUAUUAGACUUGGCGGUUCUACUUGGAAGUAUUGAAAGAUAUCAUAGAAUGCUUGUAUCAGAUGUUGGAUGACCUUCGCGGAAGAGAAAAAAAAUAUUUGAUUAGCCCUAAUGUUGUCUUUGUCUGUUGAUAGACAGAUGUUUAGAUUGGUGAAUGCUAUCUUUAUUAGCAUAUAUAGAUGAUGUAUACUAAAAUUUAUUCCUGGUGCAUUGACUUUCAUGCUUUGUAAUUUUAGACUUAAGAUCAUUCUAUGUUAAGUCCUGAACUACCGUGCUUACAUUGAUAGUUGAACCUAUUUUAUUGCGUUUCGGACAAUCAAUAAUUUAAGGAUAAUGUCUGCAUUUUGCAAUGCCGUUAGGAGGAAGAUUGAUAAGAUACU
Abrus precatorius (Indian licorice) is the source of this 3614-nucleotide messenger RNA. RefSeq names its product pre-mRNA splicing factor SR-like 1. Gene Ontology annotation, cellular component: precatalytic spliceosome. Bases 197 to 676 code for a protein of 159 amino acids. The record is from RefSeq and is a predicted model, not a curated record. Lineage: Eukaryota; Viridiplantae; Streptophyta; Magnoliopsida; Fabales; Fabaceae. The transcript has 5 exons.